Messenger RNA from Fusarium fujikuroi IMI 58289, 1404 nucleotides. RefSeq lists its product as uncharacterized. The record is from RefSeq and is a predicted model, not a curated record. NCBI's taxonomy places the organism in Eukaryota, Fungi, Ascomycota, Sordariomycetes, Hypocreales, Nectriaceae. The coding region runs from base 1 to 1404 and encodes 467 amino acids. The transcript has a single exon.
AUGAAUUUCUCUCAGUCUCAAGACACUCAAUCUUACCCUGAGUUCAAUGUUCCUCCUGCCGCUGCUCGCAGCGCGGAGAUGCCCAUGCUUUGGGACAAAGAACAUUGCAGGUUGAUUGACGCCUGCGUAAGGCAUGAAUCCCUGCUGGAGCUCUUUAUGCAGCUCCCAAAGUUAGCUGAUAUCCUUGAGGCCAAUCAGGCCAUGAAGGACAUCGACUUUCCUGUGGUCAAUACGGUCACGGCACUACGAAGUCACGACUGGACCAUGUGUGAGCUCCUGCACACCAUGUCAGUUCCGGUCGUACAGAGUAUUGCUAAAAACACCUUUGCCUUUGACGAAUGGAAUCGUACUAUUAAGCCGUUUCGUAUGCCUGGACCUCGCGAUCCAGAGAUUCCAGGCGUCUACGUUAUCGGCUUGAGGAUACCGAAUCGCAAUGGUAAAUUUCUCAACAUUGAGGAGUUGGAGCGUCUGAUUGCCGACAUGAAGCUGUAUUCCAGAGGGUACGAAUCCUAUGCCAGACAUGGUAAGUGGAAUCUCAACGGCAUGUCGGCACCAGAGAAAACCGCCCGUACAUUGGUCAAAGCUGUUGACCGCAUGUCGGGAGCCACCAUAGACAAGGCCGAUGGACCCCUGUUCAUCGCUAAUGAGGAAGAACUAUCUAGGAUACAGGCUCUUAUCAGUACAUUCGAGGGGAUGUGUGACAGGAGCCUUGAUCCUACUGGUAAGGUCUUCGGAUUACAAAGCCCCCUUUACGUAGGGUGCUCCAAGAAUUUGUAUAAGCGUACACGUGUAUACUCAGGUCACAGCGUCAAGGCGAUCAAUAAGCCUCUGGGCCUAACUGUUAGCAUCCUCCGGACGCACGCCAAGGCCCCUGAGUUGGUCGUCGAGUGUGUACUACGAAUUCUCAAGGACCACCAAUUGCCCAUGGCAGAGCAGUUGGUGGCUACCCUUGCAGGAUCUCUUGUGUAUCAACGUGGCUUUAAUGCAGUUGAAACAGGAGGGACAGGUUCAAAGACCGUUGACUCAACAGAUGGCCUCAGAGAGAACAUAAAGCACAUCGUAGCGGGUACUCAAAUCAUGGGGCAAAAUCUGAGUGCCAGUCUCAAAGAAGCAAAUCUUCGUCAACGUUUCUUGCACGAUCUUGACAUAUUAAAUGGAAAGAUCAUUGAGAUUAGCAAAAACUUAGAGUCUUGCAAACAGGCUUUGUUGAAGCUUCAAGCGGGCUAUCAGUGGGAUGGAACGCUUGAUGAUAUGCGUAUCCUCGUCAGACGUUUGAGGGCGGAGCUAGAGGACCAGAAAGAAGCCUUGAAGCUCUGGAAACUGAUGAUGAGGAUACAAGAAGUGAUUGUCGAGGAUACUGGUAAAGGAAUAAAACUAUUAUCCUCCAAUUCCGAUGACCUCUAA